UUAGGUAGAACUGUCUGUUACUUUACUGUGGAGAGAAAUCUGAAAAGCCGAAAGAGAAGAAGAAAAAGGAAUCUUUCUCUUGAUUGCAAUUUUGAUUGUUAAAAGAAACAAUUAAAAUUACGAAAUCUGAUCGCUAUUCCAGUAAUUUCAGAUCUUUUACUUGUAAUUAGUUUCAACAAUCCUCUGUGAUUGUAGAAAAAAAAAAUGGUGUCUGCAAAUCAAGAAAUGGCGGUUUACUGCUUUGAUACCCUUGUUGCUCACUACAAUAAUGAGCCAGUCCCUCCACCAGAUUUUGAAGAUGGUGAACACCCGUUGUUUGUCACAUGGAAGAAAGCGGUGAACGGUGGGGAGCCUCGUUUGCGUGGAUGUAUUGGAACUUUAGAAGCUCGUGCUAUAGUAAAUGGGUUCAAGGACUAUGCAUUGACAAGUGCUUUGAGAGACCGCCGUUUCUCCCCUAUCCCACCGAAAGAGUUGCCUUUUCUGGAAUGCACGGUUUCCAUUUUGACGAAUUAUGAAACUGCUGACCAUUACCUUGACUGGGAGCUUGAAAAGCAUGGUAUGAUUAUUGAGUUUACUGAUCCUGAUCAUAACGUAACACGACGUGCGACAUACUUGCCUGAAAUAGCAUUACAUGAAGGUUGGACAAAAGUUGAGGCAAUCGACUCGUUAAUGCGUAAAGCCGGCUACAAUGGCAGGAUUACAGAACCACUUCGGAAGCAAAUUCACCUUACUCGUUACCAGAGCACACUUUACACGAUGUCGUAUGGUGAAUACGUUGCAUAUGUCAAAAGAACUAGGGGGGAAGCCCCUGUUGUUGCUGGUUCAAAAUCUAACAGCCGUUAAUUCUUGUUCCAAGCAGCUUCAGUUAAAGACGGAAAGCUGGUUGGGGUUAUAAAACUUCGUAUAAUAACUCGAUUGGGCUAGGAUAGGAUUUCAUUGUUUCUUAUGCUUAAGUUAUUGUUUUACUUCUGCCGCCACUAAUUAUGUCUCCUAAAUCAAUCAUGUGUGGAUAAACAAGGGCGAACCCAACAUGUUUACAGACUCAGCUUGAUAGUUUAUUGAUUACUCAUCCCAAUGAAAGUAUGCAUGAGAGUAAUGGAUGUCAAUGCAUUAUAUU
Molecule: messenger RNA, 1117 nt
Organism: Papaver somniferum (opium poppy)
Lineage: Eukaryota; Viridiplantae; Streptophyta; Magnoliopsida; Ranunculales; Papaveraceae
Exons: 5
Coding region: 205-843 (212 amino acids)
Source: RefSeq, a predicted model, not a curated record